Ananas comosus (pineapple) is the source of this 923-nucleotide messenger RNA. Its product is annotated as universal stress protein PHOS32. The record is from RefSeq and is a predicted model, not a curated record. The transcript has 4 exons. The coding region runs from base 172 to 654 and encodes 160 amino acids. Lineage: Eukaryota; Viridiplantae; Streptophyta; Magnoliopsida; Poales; Bromeliaceae.
UAAAGCCAACAUGAAAUUGGAUACAGCUCAUAAGUGGCCUCUCACUGUCCCUUACAUUAUCCUCAAAUCCAAUACAAUUUAAAGACUUACUCUACGUCUCAAAACCUUUCAUGAUAGAAAAAUAAGAGAAAGGCCUUGAUAGGAAAAUAAAAUAAAAUAAAAUAAAAAGAAAUGGGAGGCAAUCGGACGGUGGGGAUCGGAAUGGACUACUCGCCGACGAGCAAACUGGCCGUGCAGUGGACCGUCGACAAUCUGGUGAGGAGCGGCGACCGCAUCGUCUUGAUUCACGUGCACUCCGGCAAGGGCGACCCGGCGCAGAAGCAGCUGUGGGACGACAAAGGAACACCUUUGAUUCCUCUUGAUGAGUUUAAAGCAAUGAACCUGCCAGUGCAGUACGGGAUCAAUCCUGAUAUGGAGGUGUUGGAUAUCUUAGAGACUGCAUCAAAGACAAAGCAGGUCACAGUAGUAGCAAAGAUCUAUUGGGGUGAUCCGAGGGAGAAGCUCUGCAAUGCGGUCGACGAUCUCAAGCUAGACUCUCUCGUGGUUGGGAGCAGAGGCUUAGGAGCCAUUAAAAGGGUGUUGCUGGGGAGUGUUAGCAAUUAUGUGGUCUCACAUGCAACUUGUCCCGUCACAGUUGUGAAGGGAUCCAAGUAACUGCUUCUAAAGAGAGCUAUAAAGAAGGGAUUUGCUGAAUAAAUACUUGAUAUUAAAUCCUUGCUUUGAUUGCGCGCUGUGGUUGUUCUUUCGACAUCCUUUUUUCUUUCUUCCUUUUGUGUUUUUGGGAAUUUUUUCCUUUAUUUCGGUUUGUUAUAUUUGUGUUUUUCUUUUCGUUUCCUUUCUUUUCUUACUUGUCACUGCAUUGCAUGUACAAUGUAAAAAGUAUGAAAUAAAUUGAUGGAGAGUGAAAUUUCACUUGUAGGUUA